ACAUCUGCAGCGGCAGCAGCAGCAACAGAAGAAGAAGAAGAUGCUACAGCCAGACAACGCCAGGGAAAGUUCUCCUUUGAGUCCACAUUGAACAACUUACGGAUUGUUCUGCUGCAUCCAGUCAUGGUCCGCCGCCCUCCUGCCUUCAGUCGCAUUCUUCUUCUCAUCUCUGACUCUGUGCUGAUGCUUGGAGCCACACUUGACCCCCAGAGGACCUCCCAGGCAAAACAAAGGGAUUAACGCUCAACUUUCUUAGGGUGCCCUCACUGAAAUGCAUCAUGCAGUCAUGAGACGUCACUAAGAACAAAAACAUGGAUGGGGAGCGUGCACUAAAUGCCACAGUGAACACCAGUACUAAAGACAUCCAACUGGUCACUCAUAGUCUUUGGGAAGUGAUCACCAUAGCGACCGUGUCCGCCAUAGUCAGCCUGAUCACCAUAGUGGGCAACGUCCUAGUGAUGCUCUCCUUUAAAGUCAACAGCCAGCUGAAGACGGUGAACAAUUACUACCUGCUAAGUCUUGCUGCUGCAGACCUCAUCAUUGGCGUCUUCUCCAUGAACUUGUACACCUCCUACAUUCUGAUGGGUUACUGGGCCUUGGGGAACCUCUCCUGUGACUUGUGGUUGGCUGUAGACUACGUGGCUAGUAACGCCUCAGUCAUGAACCUGCUGGUGAUCAGUUUUGACAGAUACUUUUCAAUCACGAGGCCUCUGACCUACAGAGCCAAACGGACUCCCAAACGGGCUGGCAUCAUGAUUGGUUUGGCUUGGCUGGUGUCUCUUGUUCUGUGGGCUCCGCCUAUUCUUUGCUGGCAAUACUUUGUUGGAAAAAGAACUGUCCCUGAGAGACAAUGUCAGAUUCAGUUCUUCUCAGAGCCCAUAAUAACCUUCGGAACGGCGAUAGCAGCGUUUUACAUCCCCGUGUCAGUCAUGACCAUCCUCUACUGUCGGAUUUACAAAGAAACAGAAAAAAGGACCAAAGAUUUAGCAGAGCUUCAGGGAGCAAACCAGACCACAGAGCCUGACGUCACUCAGCCUCGAAUUAUCCAAUCGUGUUUUAGCUGUAAACUAAGAUCUACAUCGCAUGACCGCAACCAAGCCUCGUGGUCUUCCUCAAGCAAGAGCAAUGCUGCCAAGUCCACCGCCUUCACCAAUGAGGAGUGGUCCAAAGCUGGUCAGCUGACCACCUACAACAGCUAUGCCUCCUCGGAAGACGAAGACAGGUCUGUGUCUCCUGGGGCCUCGCAGCCUCCGUUCGGGAACCGCGUCUGCGAGGACAGCAAGAGCGCUGCAGGAAACGAGAGCGAGCAGCUCAGCAGCUACGACGAGGACAGCUUCUUCCAAACGCCCCCCAAAAGCAACUCUCAGAAGAGCGGCAAGUGCAUGUCGUACAAGUUCAAGCCGGCUACCAAAGACACUCUGGCGAUGCACCAGAGCAAAAACCGCGACACUAAAGCCACUUUCUCCUCAGCAGAGUCCAUGAAUGCUCCAUCGGUGUCCAAGCCAAUGGACGCCACGCUGAAGAACCACAUGACCAAGAGGAAGAGGAUGGUGCUGAUCAAAGAGAGGAAGGCAGCUCAGACUCUUAGCGCUAUACUGCUGGCCUUCAUCCUAACAUGGACGCCCUACAACAUCAUGGUGCUCAUUUCCACCUUCUGCUCCGACUGCAUUCCGCUCUCCUUGUGGCACCUGGGCUACUGGCUGUGCUAUGUCAACAGCACCGUCAACCCCAUGUGCUACGCCCUCUGUAACAAGACUUUCCAAAAGACCUUCCGCAUGCUUCUACUCUGCCAUUGGAAGAAGAAAAGGGUUGAGGAGAAACUCUACUGGUACGGACAAAACCCAAUGGUUGGCACCAAACUUACUUGAACUAUUUAGAAAGUGUAAAUAAUCUUCUGACACUGCGCAGUAUGUCCAUUACUGCUCAAUCAUCACUUUUUGUGUGGUUGUGAUUAGCUUUAAAACAUGUUAACACGAAAACACACUCAGAGAGUGCAGACCUCUGCCAGGCCCUAUCUCGAGAAAAUAAAAUCUUGAAUCCAGACAGUGAUCCGGAUCACCCCCAAAAUCUAAUCACUUGGCUCUUAUCCCAUUCUGACAUUUCCUGAACGGAUCAUCAAAAUCUGCCCAUAACCUUUUGAGCUAUGUUGCUAACUAACUAACAAACAGAGAAACUAACCCUAGCAAAUACAUAACCUCCUGGUGGAGGUAAAAAGAAGGUUGAUUCUUGCAUGCACAAACUGACAUAAACAACCAACAUUAUUCCACACUGGACUAUGUUUAUAAUCUCAGUGCAUAAUUUAGUAUGAAAUGUAAAUUAUUUCGGUCGUGAUUACUCGCAAUAAACAAAUUUUACGGGCUGCACAAAAUGUCACAGACAUGUUUACCCUUUAAAGGUCAUCUGUUAUGCAAAAUCUACUUUUUAUGAUGUAAAAAGUAACAAGUCCCCUCAAGCUUGUUUAGAAAUUCUGGGUUUUCAUGACACACUGAUGAAGGGAAAACCUCCUCCCUAAUGUGUAUGAUCUCACUUCUGACCCGCCUUAACUAGAUGAGCUUGUCCUGUCAAUACGUCUACUUCACGGAGGACAGUUUUGUAAAAAGCAAAUACAACAUAAGCGGCUUCACUACACAUCUUGAAAUAAAGCCAAGAGCAAAUAUCAGUCAGCUACCAACGGAAGUUUCAUCAUUUUGUUUUUCUUCAAUGAUUAUGCUAAGCUACCAUUGUGAUGCCAUGUAUGUAACUGUGAUGGUAACACUGUAGCUAACAUAUGCUAAUGUUGCUAUUGUUUGUGUCCCAGUUAAUUAGACGUUGUUGUAUGUAAUAUAUGAAGUGGAUAACGAGUACAGUCGCGCUUCUUGUAGCCACACACUACAAACACUGCUUAUUGGCAUUAAAGCUGCGGGCACAAAACAGCGUGUUAUCAAACUAGGCUUACUAAAAGUAUUUUUAAACAGUCUAAAUUCCAGCUUCAAGGCUAGAUUUUGAGCAAACCAUUUCCAUAUAUAUACAUUUGAUAUUUAUUUAGUAUUGUUGGAAAAAAGGGGGCACCUUUAACUAAAAAUGCUAAGAUUCAAUUUGGCAUUGUUUCUGUUAUAUUUUAAAGGGCUAAGAAUGGCUCUAAAAGCUACUUAGACAGGACUGUAAUUUCAAGUCUUAUCACACGUGUCAAAUUUUUUCUAUUGUCAUUUAUGGGCUUCUAAGUAUCAUUGAACUUUGUCUAAUGAUAAGACAUUUGUAUUUUAAACUCAUUUUUAUUUAUUUUUUUAGUCAUAGACAAAUGGAGAUACAUACUUUGCAUUGGACAGCGAAGAUACUAUACACGUUUUAGGAAUUAAAACCUUAUGACUGAAGUCCAGCCUGUCCAGCAUUUUUUAUUAGCCAAGCCAAAUACAAGUCAGUUAUAGGAAGAAAUGUCAACAAAGGGAGUAGUAUAGUUUAGGUUUUUUUUAAAGUGUGAAACAGUUGUAGCCUCCCCUAAUAUAUUUCUUUGUAUACUGUACUGUACACUGGCUGUAUAUGUUAUAUUGUAGCUCAUACUUGCCAACCCUCCCGAAUUUUUCGGUAGACUCCUGAAAUUCAGCGCCUCUCCCGAAAACCUCCCGGGACAAAUAUUCUCCCGAAAAUCUCCCGAUUUUCAGCCGGAGCUGGAGGGGGCGUGGCCUCCAGCUCCAUGCAGACCUGAGUGAGGACAGCCUUUUUUUAUGACGGGAGAACAACAGGGUGACAAGAACUAAAUCAUCCAGACUAGAGAUAAAUUGUAUUCUUAUGUUUAUCUCACCUAAAAAUAAAUAUAUUUAUUAAUUACAAAAAAACUAAAUACAUUUUUACUAUAUUUUGCUAAAAACAUCUAAAUUAAUUGUGUUUUUAUUUGUAUUUUUUCUGACUCCUUAA
Molecule: messenger RNA, 3891 nt
Organism: Nerophis lumbriciformis (worm pipefish)
Lineage: Eukaryota; Metazoa; Chordata; Actinopteri; Syngnathiformes; Syngnathidae
Gene: chrm5a
Product: cholinergic receptor, muscarinic 5a
Biological process (GO): chemical synaptic transmission; adenylate cyclase-inhibiting G protein-coupled acetylcholine receptor signaling pathway; G protein-coupled receptor signaling pathway, coupled to cyclic nucleotide second messenger
Cellular component (GO): plasma membrane; synapse; dendrite
Molecular function (GO): G protein-coupled acetylcholine receptor activity; G protein-coupled serotonin receptor activity
Source: RefSeq, a predicted model, not a curated record